AUGUAUGCUCAAUCUUUUGUGGAUCAUUCCAAGAGAAUUAGCAAUAAACAUAAUAAUUAAAAUCAACUUCAAUCACCUAGAAAAAAUGGAGUUGGUGAAAGAUAUCUUGAUUAAGCAUCCGAGACUAAAAAGUACUUCGAUAAACUAAUAUCUUAAUUACAAAUUUAUAGAUCAAUGAGCACAUCAAGAGUUGGAGCAGGCUAAACUACUUAUGAUUUGAGAAGAUUUGGGCAAUAUUAAGGACCUCAAAUGGGUCCGUUAUAUGAUUAAUAAUCAGCAGUCAAUCAAAGUCUUGAGUUUGGAAAAGGAAACCCUGCUUUAUAGACAUUUGCUAGCGGUUUCUCAGGUGCAAUGUCUUAAGGAAGUCAGUCAGUUGGAAGAAGAACAAGAUGUUCAGACAGAUUUGUCAAGUAUCCAUAUCCAAAAACAAUGAUUACUAACUACUAGAAGGAAUAUCAUCAAAAGAAUGAGAAGAGUAUCCUCAUUCCACAAAAAGAAACAUUCAAUCCAGAAAAAGAGCACAAAAUUAUAAAUCCCCAUAAGAUGGAAUUAUCAACGACAAAUAAAGUAGCUUACUAGCCAUUUGCAGUCCAACCAUAGAGAAAGAGUAUGCAAAGAGCACCAAAGAGUGACGCUCCAGCUUAGCAAUAAAGCUCUUAUAUGGCCGGCUUCCCUAACUGGAACAAUGGACAUUAAGAUGUUUAUCAUGAAAAACAUCCUUAAUAUCCAUAUUAUUCUCUUCCUUUUAAGGGAUCAUCUUCAUAUUAAAAUAGUUUCACUGAAGAAUAGAUGAGACAACUUAGAAAGCAUCAAGAGAUGAUUGCUUCAUUAGGAAAGACAUCCUCAGUUAAUCAUUAUCAGCCACAUCAAUUUGACUUUGAGACAACUAAUUAAUCUGAAUAUAAGCCAUUCAGAUUAGCUAACAGACCAAUUACCCAAAAGCCUGUGGUAGAGCCUGUUAGAACUAAAGCAUUCCCACUUCACUUUGAGACUCAGAAUAAGAAGGAAUUCGUGCAACACUAAAUAAGAGUGCCAGAAAUAGAUCUCAUUCAAUAUCCAUGA
This is a messenger RNA of Stylonychia lemnae, 1062 nucleotides long. The record is from the annotation of a GenBank genome assembly. NCBI's taxonomy places the organism in Eukaryota, Ciliophora, Spirotrichea, Sporadotrichida, Oxytrichidae.